UUGCAUGAAUCUGAAUCUCCCUGCCGUGAGAAUACGCCGCCGCCGAGCAAUCCCACCUCCCGCCGUCGCCCCAAGCACCCAAGAUCCACCUCAAUACCGACGCGUCGUCCCCCAUAUUGCACGGCCGGACGCCUAACUCCCCUCCACCGCCACCCUCCUAGGCUGCGUCACCUUGCUGCGCUGCCACCGAGCCAUCUCACCUUCCGCCGCCGGCCCCAAACAGCCAAGCUGCACUUCAGCCCCUCCCGAUCCCUGCACCUAGCAGCGCCGCCAACCAGUGGUAUGCCAAUCGCCGCCUCACCUGAAGCUGUACGAGCAAAGCGCCCCUGCAUAGAAUUUCUGUCACAUCUGUACCGCCGUCCAGCUGUCUGACAAUUGCCGCCUACACCAGCACCAAAGACACGCCCCCACAUAGAGUGGGUAUGGAUGUACAAAUCAGCAAGGUACUUUUGCGUUAUCCUAGAGGAAGUAGCAGGUACUUGGCUGGCGUAGAUGGAUUUUUGGAAUUUGCAUAUAAAGAUAAGACAGAAGAUACCACGAUCCUUUGUCCAUGUGAAGAAUGCGUGCACACUUCUGUGCUGUCAAAGGAUCAAGUCCGUGAUCAUUUGAUCUGUAAUGGAAUUCUUCAGAGUUAUGACAAAUGGGUUUUUCAUGGCGAAUCUUCAGAUGAGCACAAUAAUGAUCAGCAACCACAACCUCACAAUGAAGAAAUGCUUGCUGACAUGCAUGGGUUGAUUAAUGAUGCCUUCAGGAAUAUGUAUGAUGAUGUGCCAAUGAGUGAGAGUCCAGAUCCACCGAAUCAACAUGGACCAAAUUUAGAAGCCGAGGAAUUUUACAAACUGAUCAAUGAUUCGAAGAAGCCUUUAUGGCCGGGAUGUGGAUUAUCACAACUAUCAUUACUUGUGAUUUUGUUUAAUACAAAAUCCAUGAACAAAUGGUCUGACAAGUCAUUUGGAGAUCUACUUGAUACUCUACGCAUGGCAAUUCCAAACGGAGAUGAGCUGCCCCAGAAUUUCUAUGAGGCUAAGAAGAUUUUUUCAAAAUUUGGCCUAGAUUAUAAAAAAAUGCAUGCUUGUCCAAAUAAUUGCCAGCUGUUCUAGAAAGACACAGAAAAUGAUGAUUUUUGCUCAAUCUGCAAGGCCUCUAGGUGGAAAGAUAAAGAACCGGAAACAAAGUUAACAAAGAAGGAAAGAAAAAAAGCAACACCAAGCAAAGUUUUACGUUACUUUCCAACCAAGGAUAGGUUGAAAAGAUUGUUCAUGUGCAAAGAGACAGCACCUCUUUUGCGAUGGCAUGAUGAAGAGCGCAUUAAGGAUGGCGCACUACGACAUCCAGCUGAUUCCCCAGCAUGGAAGGUUUUAGAUGAAAAGUACUCAAAAAUUGCAUCUGAUUGCCGUAAUAUAAGGUUUGGCUUGGGUACUGAUGGAUUUAAUCCUUACGGAAUGCUGAGUUCUAGUUAUAGUUGUUGGCCAGUUGUUUUGACAAUAUAUAAUCUGCCUCCAUGGUUGUGCAUGAAAGAAUCAUAUCUUUUGCUAUCUUUGAUAAUUCCUGGGUCCAAAAGUCCAGGAGAUAAUAUUCAUGUCUUUCUCCAGCCACUUUUGGAUGACUUGAAAGACUUAUUUCUGAAUGGAAUGCUCACAUAUGAUGUGUCUAAAAAUGAAACCUUCACUUUGCGAGCAGUUGUGUUAUGGACUAUAAAUGAUUUGCCAGCUUUAGGAAUGGUUUCUUCACAUAAGGUGCAUGGAGAAUUUGCAUGUCCACCAUGCGGGGCAGAUGCAUGGUCCAAGCGAUUGAAGCAUGGAAAGAAAUCAUGCUUUAUGGAUCACCGCCGAUUUCUGCCUCCUAGUCAUAAGUUUCGUUUUGAUGAAAAGUCUUUUGAUGGAACGGUGGAGCAUAGAGCAGAGCCUCAAACUUACUAUGGGCGUCAGGUUGAAGAAGAAAUAAAGGCUCUUGGUGAUUUUAAGCAGUCAAAAACUUACAAGGGAUUAAGUAGUCUAUUUACACUACCCUAUUGGGACUAUAAUCUCGUUCGACAUAACCUGGACGUGAUGCAUAUAGAGAAGAAUGUGUGUGAUAAUAUUUUGGGCACACUUUUAGGUUUAGAUGGGAAGUCAAAAGAUAAUCUUUCUGCUCGUCUAGAUCUUAAAGAAAUGAAUAUUAGAGAGGACCUACAUCCAGAGCAACAACCUUCAGGCAAGUUUUACUUACCACCCGCAUUAUUUACCAUGUCCAGAAGUGAGAUAAAAUUGUUCCUUGAAGUUCUUGAGUCUAUAAUGGUUCCCGAUGGCUAUUGUGGAAAUAUAUCUAAAUGUGUGAAGCCUGCUGAAGGAAAAAUUUCUGGGCUAAAAACACAUGACUGCCUUGUCCUACUGCAACAAUUCAUGCCUAUCGCUUUGACGGGUAUUCUUCCAGAUCGUGUCACAACAGUACUAUUUGAAUUAUCUGCUUACUUCCGAGGAAUAUGUUCAAAAGUUCUCCAUGUAAAUGAGCUUGACCGUUUGGAAGAAUCAAUUAGAAUCACACUUUGUAAAAUGGAGAUGAUAUUCCCUCCUGGGUUUUUCACCGUCAUGGUUCAUUUAGUUGUCCAUUUAGCAACUGAAUGUAAACUUGCUGGACCAGUUUGCUAUCGAUGGAUGUACUUUAUUGAAAGGUACCUUGGUAAAUUGAAGUCAUAUGUUCGCAACAAAGCUCGCCCUGAGGGUUCAAUUGCUGAAUCAUAUUUGGCGGAUGAGUGUAUGGCCUUUUGUUCAAGAUACUUAGAGGGUUUCUCUACUAAGCACAACCAACCAUCAAGGAAUAAUGACAAACCAAAUGAGAAUGAAUCUACCAUGUAUGCAAAUGAAUCCACAUUAUUUCCUCCAGUAGGGAAUCCAUUGGGAAAACCACGCACCUACACAUUGAAUGAUAUGGAGUCCUUACAAGCCCAUAGAUUUGUGCUCUACAAUUGUGAUGUUGUCACUCCAUAUCUCAUAGCACAUGGUACUGAACUAAAAAGGAAAAACCGCAACAAGCGCCUAGCACUAAAAACCAUUGAGCGCAUGCAGCAUGCAAACUUCCCUGAUUGGUUUAGAGAUCAUGUAAUGCAGCUAGAGCAGCAAAGGGGUACUGACAGCAUUGAUGAUGAUAUUAGAUGGUUGGCUCGUGGUCCAAUUGAGGUUGCACGAAGAUACAUAGGCUUCUGUACCCGUGGAUAUAGAUUUAGACCCAAGCGUUAUGAUAAGAAGACUCAAAACAGCGGAGUUGUUUUGACCGCAAAAACAUCAAGUUAUGCUUCUGCAGGUGAUACUAACCCUAUACUUGGAGAUGUCAUGUACUAUGGGAAGAUACUUGACAUAAUUGAGUUGAAUUAUUAUAGAAAAUUUUCGGUGGUGCUAUUCAAAUGUGAAUGGCUUAAUAGUACUAAAGAAAAAGAAGUAAAAAAGGAUAGAUUUGGUCGUACGCUUGUGAAUUUUUCACAAGUCCAUAGUGGUGACAAGAUAGAGGAUGAGCCUUUUGUAUUUGCCAAUCAAGUUGACCAAGUUUUCUAUACGAAAGACCAUACAAAUCCUGGAUGGUCAUUUGUGACGAAGGUGACUCCUCGAGACAAUUUUGACAUGGGUGAAGAAUGGAAUGAUAUAGAAAGUGAACCUUAUCAUGUCAGUAAUCUGGGUGAGCUUUUUGAUACUGCGCAUGGGAAUGAAAUGUGGACUAGAAGAGAUAUAGAAGGCACAACUGUAGAUCCUAUUACAAGUUCUGAUCCUGAAGCUUCAGAACUAAAUGAAAGCUGAUGCUGCGGUGAAGUUAUUUUGAGAGUAAUGCCAAUGUUGCUGAACAAUCAUUGAAAGGAGAUGCCGUUGAAACGUCGCCGUCGAAGCAUGUUCCUGAACUUCAAUCUAUCAGAUACAUGUAGCCAAGGAAAUACCUCAGUUUGUUAGCACACCUACUUGUCCAAGUCCAGAUGAGGGGCAUGCAUCCUUUUUAGUAUUUACCACCAUUUCUGCUACCUGUUAAGGUUCACUGCCCCGUAUAAAUUUCUCCUUGCUCAGUUACAGUUAGGAUUCAGUGGUAAAUUAUCAGAUGUGGCAGUUGUUCAUUCAAUGUUGAAUAUACUGGAUUUUUUUUAUUUCUCGGGAAUUUGAACACACUUUGUUUUCUCAUGAAUUUGAACAAAG
Molecule: messenger RNA, 4151 nt
Organism: Triticum urartu
Lineage: Eukaryota; Viridiplantae; Streptophyta; Magnoliopsida; Poales; Poaceae
Source: RefSeq, a predicted model, not a curated record